UCCGUUCUGAUGUAUUCUUACUUCGAAAAAACUGCUUUCUGUUUUUCAACUCUGAGAUCGCAAACUUUGUGUUCCAUCGUUUCCCAUACAAAUUCUCUCUGUUUCUUUCCUCUUUUUAUAUCUGUAUUAUCUCGGGUUAGUUUUUAUAUUUGGCGGGAAAGAUGUCUGGGAAAGGCGCGAAAGGUUUGAUUAUGGGCAAAACCUCGGCUGCCAACAAGGACAAAGACAAGAAGAAACCCAUAUCUCGUUCUUCCCGAGCUGGUCUUCAGUUCCCAGUGGGCCGGAUCCACCGUCUACUAAAGUCAAGGACCACAGCACACGGGAGAGUAGGAGCUACUGCUGCCGUUUAUUCUGCUGCUAUCCUGGAAUAUUUGACUGCAGAGGUGUUGGAGUUGGCUGGAAAUGCAAGCAAAGAUCUUAAGGUGAAACGUAUUACCCCCAGACACUUGCAGCUUGCUAUCCGUGGUGAUGAGGAACUUGACACCCUGAUCAAGGGAACCAUUGCUGGUGGUGGUGUGAUCCCUCAUAUCCACAAGUCACUCAUCAACAAGUCAUCCAAGGACUAGACCGUAAUGGAUUAUUGCUUGUAGAGAUUUGCCAAGUCUCCAUCUAAGCUGCAUCCCCUUGCCGUGAGCUUGAGUCUAAAACCUUGGAUUUAUGAGUUUCUGCUAUGAUAGUUAGGUCAUGCAUUUAUGAGUUUAAUAAUUUGUUGAAACUUAGGCCUUAUCUUCUUUUAGCUGCUGAACUGGGUUUGUUUUUGGUCUUUUCUUUUCCUUUUCUGAUAUAUGCUGUCGAUAUUGGGCAUUAUUUAGCAGAUUGACCGACAUGUUGGCUGUUGUGUGGUUUAACAUAUAUGACUACCUUGAAGGUUUUUGAUGCAUUGUAAGAUUAGACGUUAUUUUGAGAUGUAGCAAAUAAUAUCAGGAAAUCCGCAUGUAUUCUUGAGUUGCUUUCA
This is a messenger RNA of Durio zibethinus, 955 nucleotides long. RefSeq names its product putative histone H2A variant 3. The record is from RefSeq and is a predicted model, not a curated record. Gene Ontology annotation, cellular component: nucleosome. Gene Ontology annotation, molecular function: DNA binding; structural constituent of chromatin; protein heterodimerization activity. NCBI's taxonomy places the organism in Eukaryota, Viridiplantae, Streptophyta, Magnoliopsida, Malvales, Malvaceae.